AAAAUAAAUAAAUAAAAUAAUUAGUUAAGAGAAAAAAACUCGCAGCGUAAAAGGGUUUUGAUCUCACGGGAGUCUUCACAAUAAUUAAUUCUCUCUUGGCAGACCGGCAAUCUUUCUUCUACACGACCGUAAACGGCGGUGCUGUAUCUACCUUCCGUCCACCGUUCUGUAUCUUGUUGCGAGCGAAUCUAUCCACAACCCUAUUCUGAAUCCCUGUACAAAUGUUCAAGAACACAUUCCAGUCUGGUUUUCUAUCUAUUUUAUACAGCCUUGGGAGCAAGCCCUUGCAGAUAUGGGAUAAAGAAGUUGUUAAUGGUCAGGUGAAACGCACACAAGAUGAAGAUAUACAAUCAAAUAUUCUUGAAAUCGUGGGAACAAAUGUCCAGUCAACAUAUAUCACAUGCCCUGCUGAUCCAUCUGCUACACUUGGCAUAAAGCUGCCAUUUUUGGUUAUGAUUGUGAAAAAUGUGAAGAAAUAUUUCACAUUUGAGAUUCAGGUGUUGGAUGAUAAAAAUGUCAGGCGACGUUUUCGGGCUUCUAAUUUUCAAGGUAUGACUCGAGUGAAGCCAUUCAUAUGUACAAUGCCUUUACGAAUGGAUGAAGGAUGGAAUCAAAUUCAAUUGAAUUUAGCGGAUCUUACGCGUCGUGCAUACGGAACAAAUUAUGUUGAGACGCUUCGUGUUCAAGUUCAUGCCAACUGUCGCCUCCGAAGAAUUUAUUUUUCCGACCGCCUUUAUUCCGAGGAAGAACUCCCACCCGAAUUCAAACUUUACCUUCCCAUGCAGAAACAAUGAUUUCGCAUAACAGAAAGCCUCACUUUGCUGCUCAUUUCAACCUUUUGAAACUUCAGUUAAUUAUGAAAUGUUUUACUUUUUACUUUUUACUUUUUAUUGAUCGACUUUGAAGGAUUAAAAUUGGUUUUGUUAUUGUUGUGUUAUAAUACAGUAAUACUUGUAUUCUAUUCGAUGCAAUUGUUAAAGUGAUGUAAUGGCUCACAUUAUCUAUUUGAAAUUGACAGAUGUAUUAAUCUGAU
Lactuca sativa (garden lettuce) is the source of this 1033-nucleotide messenger RNA. It is a transcript of the gene BUG22, whose product is annotated as cilia/flagella-associated protein. NCBI's taxonomy places the organism in Eukaryota, Viridiplantae, Streptophyta, Magnoliopsida, Asterales, Asteraceae. The record is from RefSeq and is a predicted model, not a curated record.